This is a messenger RNA of Fukomys damarensis (Damara mole-rat), 2820 nucleotides long. RefSeq names its product desumoylating isopeptidase 2 (gene Desi2). The transcript has 6 exons. Gene Ontology annotation, biological process: protein deubiquitination. The record is from RefSeq and is a predicted model, not a curated record. Gene Ontology annotation, molecular function: deubiquitinase activity. Lineage: Eukaryota; Metazoa; Chordata; Mammalia; Rodentia; Bathyergidae. Bases 1 to 624 code for a protein of 207 amino acids.
AUGCUGGGAAGUGUAUUUUUCCGCGACCUCGCACCUCUGGGUCGGAGAGGCUCCGAGUCUGUCGCCAUUUUAGGUCCCGAGUACUGGAUGAAUGAAUACACCUCAUCCAUUGGAAUUGGAGUUUUUCAUUCAGGAAUUGAAGUGUAUGGUAGAGAAUUUGCUUAUGGUGGCCAUCCUUACCCUUUUUCUGGAAUAUUUGAAAUUUCCCCAGGAAAUGCUUCUGAACUAGGAGAAACAUUUAAAUUUAAAGAAGCUGUUGUUUUAGGGAGCACUGACUUCCUAGAAGAUGAUAUAGAAAAAAUUGUAGAAGAACUGGGAAAAGAAUACAAAGGCAAUGCCUAUCAUUUAAUGCAUAAAAACUGCAAUCACUUUUCUUCAGCUUUAUCAGAGAUACUUUGUGGGAAAGAGAUUCCUCGCUGGAUCAAUCGGCUCGCCUACUUCAGCUCCUGCAUACCCUUUCUACAGAGCUGCCUCCCGAAGGAGUGGCUCACUCCCGCAGCCCUGCAGUCCAGCGUCAGCCAGGAGCUGCAGGAUGAACUGGAGGAAGCGGAGGAUGCUGCUGCAUCUGCUGCCAUGGCGAGCACUGCAGCAGGCUCCAGACCCGGGCGCCACACUAAACUAUAAAUAUCUCCAAAGUCACCCUGCAGAACUGUCUCCCGCAGUUGAAUAUCACUAGAGAAAAGUAAACAGAGUAAGCAUCCUUUGGAUAUUUUGUAUGCAAAGAUGGCUCUCCCCCAAAUCCCAGUUUUUCAGCUCAGGAUUAUAUUUGUAAUCAAAAAAAAAAAAAAAAUCACUUGGCGCAGGAGGGAGAACUUUGUACAAAGCUGCCCCCUGCUUUUUUUUUAUCCACUUGUAAAUUUGGAUUUACUUCUUCUGUUUUAUACAAGCUCUGUUAAGUUAUGUUUACAGUAUUUUGUAUCGCUGUUUACAAAUCUUGCAUGGACUUCUGCUGCCUGAAAGAAGAAAAUCCUCAUCUUCAGAAAUUAGGCAGGUAAUCUUUGUACACUUCCUGACAAUUGCCAGAGCUGUGGCAUAAAUAAUAGGCACACAAAAAGGUACUUACUCAGUUACAGUCGCCAUCACCUGCUUAGGAAUUCUCUUUUAGAUUUGUGUUUGUUUUGUUAAUGUUUUUGGCACCAGGAUGCAGCAAACCAAACUGGCCUGCUGUGAAGGAGCACACACAGCCCGAGGGUUUGGGACCCUGGGUCAUUUCCUCCUUUCUCCCACUCCAAGUAGCACAUCUCCCAGGGUGCCCUUGGGACAGUAGGUGUCAUCCCAAAUAUCCGUCCACCAAAAGGGUGGUCGUCUUGUGUCAGUCUGGCUUUGGCGCCUAUGAUUCUGUAAGAUUUCUUUUGUUGAAGAUAGUCGUGUAACUGACAAGUAUUUUUGCACACAUGUUGGGGGAGGGGCAUCACUUUUAUUUUAAGACAUCAUUAUGUCCUCCCCACACAGGAUUUCGUUCAUGGGAUAGGAACAUCCUAAGUGGUAGCCUUCUGAGUAGCAGUAUGAGUUGACUUUCAUCUGCUUUUCACUGUUCAGGUUGCCUUUUAUACUAGACCUUGAAAACUAGAUUCUAAAGAAACAUACUCCAUUGAAGUAAUUCUUUAAUAUUUCAUACUUUUUAUGUACCAUAUCAGAAAGCAUAUUUUGUUAUGGGAGUAGUUUCACCUCAUAGAAGAAUGCCUAUUCUCAUUGACUUCUUGCUGAAAAAUCCUAUUUGUAUGUCUUCAACAUUCAUCUUUUAUAUGUUCUCUCAGAUGUAUGUCUCUCUUACCUCACAUACUUUAAGAAUGAAUUUUUCGUCGGAGAUAAAUCCUCAUUAGCAAGGAUGCUGUCUGCUCAAGCCUACUCCCAGUUUGACCCUUGGAUGUAAGAACCAAGUCAUUAUAUGUUAAAUUGAAUUUUUCUGCCUUAAGAAUGAAUGUCCUAAGUAAAAUAUUGGAUGCAGUAUAUAAAUGAUCUAAGGCAGUGACUUCAGCUUUAGAUGUUAGUUUUAAGGUUAUUUACAUUUAUUUAAACUUUUAGAUUAGAUCAUUUGCUGUUGCUUUCUGUGAUGAUACAUAUCUUUCAGUAAACUACAUUUUUAACUUUUCCAUAAGCUGAUUUUGAUUGGUUUUUAUCAACUUAAGCACACCCUGUUGAUAGGGAAAAUAAACCUUAGGUUAUAAAUACUGGCCUGAGGAAGAUGAAACCACUUUAUGCUUUUUGACUAUUCUAUUUCUAGAGCGAUAAAAACCUUUACCUGUAACUCUCUGUUCUUUAGGGGUAGAGUACUUGCUCUAAGAGAUGUGAUGGAAUAUGUGAUCUUUAUGAAAUGUUGACUUGGUUUAGGUCUAAACAUGAGACUUAAGACAAAGCACUUAGGCUCCAGCAGUCUAAGUGGUUCACUAAAAGAAGAGUCCUAACACCAGAAGCCAGAUACAUAGGAAAUGUUCUGAUGCAUUUGGCCUGGGGGUUUUUAGUAAUAUAGAUUAUAGUUUUUUCCAAUCCUCUCAAAUAUACAUUUUUAAAUGUGGGCUACUGACCCAAAGGAGUGGCCAUUAGUUAGACACUUCUUGAUGAAUAGCCAGGGACAUCUGAUCUUUGCUUAUUUACAAUUCAGCAAGUCAACAUAUAAAUGGUUUUGUUGUAUUUACUGUCAUCUGCAGCAUUUGGAGUUUAAAACUAGUUCAAAAAGGUAUUAGGAAUACUGGCCUGUGGCCAAUUGUCACACUAAAAAUUAUCAGAUAAAAUUUUGGACAUACAGCUGCCUGUGGUGGCAGAUGCCUGUAAUCACAGCAUUUGGGAGACUGAGGCAGGAGGAUCACUGCAAGUUCAAGG